AUGGGUACUUCAGCUGUUUUAUCAUCAAUUUUCAUGACAUUUUUUGUUGCUGUUGGCUGUUUCAUGGCCUAUCGUGAUGUUGUCACUGCAAAACAAGCCAGCAUUACCAGGCACUAUACGUUCAACAUAAAGCUGAAAAACAUCACUCGCUUGUGUCAUACUAAGAGCAUUGUCACGGUUAACGGGAAGUUCCCUGGACCUCGUGUUGUUGGCAGAGAAGGUGAUCGCUUGGUUGUUAAAGUAGUUAACCAUGUUCCAUACAAUAUCAGCAUUCACUGGCAUGGAAUUAGACAGCUUCGGAGCGGAUGGGCGGAUGGGCCAUCGUACAUCACGCAAUGCCCCAUUCAAACCGGACAGACUUAUGUGUACAACUUCACCAUUACUGGCCAACGAGGCACUCUCUUCUGGCAUGCCCACUUCUCAUGGCUUAGAGCAACUGUUUAUGGACCACUUAUCAUCCUCCCAAGGCGCAAUGAAUCUUACCCUUUUGUCAAACCCUACAAACAAGUCCGGAUCUUGUUCGGUAAUUGGUUUAAUGCUGAUCCAGAAGCAGUCAUCAAUCAGUCUCUUCAAACAGGGGCUGGCCCUAAUGUUUCAGAUGCCUACACCUUUAAUGGCCUCCCAGGUCCAUUGUACAAUUGUUCUGUCAAAGAUACGUAUAAGCUGAAGGUAAAGCCUGGGAAAACAUAUCUUCUGCAAUGGAUCAAUGCUGCACUUAAUGAUGAGCUAUUCUUCAGCGUUGCAAACCACAGUUUCACUGUGGUGGAAGCCGAUGCGGUCUAUGUAAAGCCAUUCGAAACCAAUAUAUUAAUGAUAACACCCGGACAGACCACGAAUGUUCUUCUGAAAACCAAAUCAAAAGCUCCGAAUGCGACUUUUUUUAUGUUAGCCAGGCCAUAUGCCACUGGCAUGGGCACCUUUGAUAACACCACUGUGGCUGGUAUUCUUGAAUACGAAACAUCAUCUCUCACCGGUUUAAAAAACCGUCCACUUCUUAAACCAGUUUUGCCUGCCAUCAAUGCAACAAAUUUUGUAGCCAAUUUUGCAAGCAAAUUCAGAAGCUUAGCCACUACCAAGUUCCCUGCCAAUGUCCCACAAAAAGUUGACAGAAAAUUCUUUUUCACAGUUGGUCUUGGAACCAACCCCUGCCCCAAGAACCAAACCUGCCAAGGACCGAACGGCACGAAAUUCGCAGCUGCCAUGAACAACAUCUCGUUUGCGCUCCCCACAACUGCACUUCUCCAAUCUUACUUUUUCUCGCAACCUAACGGGGUUUACACCACUGAUUUCCCAGCUUUCCCUCUACAUCCAUUCAAUUACACAGGAACACCACCUAACAAUACACUUGUGAGCAAUGGCACUAAACUCGUGAGGAUACCAUUCGAUACGAGCGUGGAAGUAGUGUUGCAGGAUACGAGUAUCAUUGGUGCUGAGAGCCACCCUCUCCAUCUCCAUGGCUAUAAUUUCUAUGUUGUAGGGCAGGGUUUUGGCAACUUUGACCCUUCAAAUGACCCUCCAAAGUUCAACCUGGUUGAUCCUGUUGAAAGGAACACUGUUGGUGUUCCCUCUGGUGGUUGGGUUGCAAUCCGUUUUAUGGCAGACAAUCCUGGAGUUUGGUUGAUGCACUGUCACUUUGAUGUUCAUUUUAGCUGGGGAUUAAGAAUGGCAUGGAUUGUCUUGGAUGGGAAGCUACCAAACCAGAAGCUGCCUCCUCCACCGUCUGAUCUUCCCAAGUGUUGAUUUUGGAUUUGAACCACGAAGCUUGACCUUCAUAC
Hibiscus syriacus is the source of this 1775-nucleotide messenger RNA. RefSeq names its product laccase-2-like. The record is from RefSeq and is a predicted model, not a curated record. Gene Ontology annotation, cellular component: apoplast. Gene Ontology annotation, molecular function: hydroquinone:oxygen oxidoreductase activity; copper ion binding. Gene Ontology annotation, biological process: lignin catabolic process. Lineage: Eukaryota; Viridiplantae; Streptophyta; Magnoliopsida; Malvales; Malvaceae. The coding region runs from base 1 to 1740 and encodes 579 amino acids. The transcript has 6 exons.